AUGAAUUUCAGCGUCGGUGGUGGCGAUCUUAUCAAGGGCAUCGAUCUCUGUCGAAAGUUGCGACGCCGCUUCGCAACCGCCCCGCGCCAGUGUCAACAGAUUGCGGAUCAGGUGAGGAGUCUCUCCAUUGUCUUGCAAGACAUUGAGGUUUCCGGCUCCGACUGCGGUCUCACAGAAGCCGACUUGCAAGAUUUACGACAAAUAGCAGGCGGCUGUCACGAUGUCUUGGACGAGCUGUCCGAGCUUGUUGAGAAGAACUUGGCGCUUGAAGAAAAGCCAACAGGGUCCAAGGAUAUAGCCAAGCGGGCGUGGGCGCGAGUCAACUGGUCUCCCGAGCUCGCCCAUUCUAUGCAGGGGCGAAUCGGUGCAAGCUUGGCUCUUCUCAACGCCUUCCAGGCUCGCAUAACGCGCACAGCCACGGCCAGACUCCUACGUCACGUCGAAGACCAGGAAUGCCAAAAGAUACUAGACUGGCUCUCGCCAGCACAGUACAGCCGUGAGCAAAGCGACUUGAUCGCCAGGCGGCACCCCAACACAGGACGAUGGCUGCUGGAGUCUGCAGAGUUUCAGCGUUGGCUGGAGACACCAGGCGCAGCCAUGUUCUGCCCUGGGAUUCCCGGCGCGGGCAAAACAAUCCUGGCGGCAUCUGUGGUUGACCACCUCUUGUCCGACGUCCAGGCGGGAGAUGGGAUUGGCGCCGCCUACAUAUACCUCAACUUCCGCCGCCAUGAUGACCAGAAGCUCGCGCAUCUCCUCGCAAGCUUGGUGAAGCAACUCGCGCAGCAGGAUGCGCUCGCGAUAGAGGCGCUUAAAUCAAUGCACAGUACACAUGAGAAGAAUGACACACAUCCAUCAGUAAAUGAGCUUGAGAGGCUUCUCGGUGUCAUUGUUUACUCGCCAUCGUUUCAAAGGGUAUUCGUUGUUGUGGACGCUCUGGAUGAGUGUCAAACAGUCGAGAGCUGUAGGGCCAAGUUCAUCUCCAUGCUCUCUAAACUUGGACAGGCCGGCAAGGUAAAUGUGUUCGCAACUUCUCGUCCCAGCCCCGAGAUACAAAAUGCAUUCCCUCAGAGCUCUACCAUCGUGCUCGAUAUCCGGGCCGCUGACGAAGAUGUCCACGCUUACUUGGACGGUAACCUUGAAGAACUACCUAACUGCAUAAAGAACAAUACAAGCCUGCAGGAUCAAAUAAAAAGCACGAUCUCAAAGGCCGCAGAUGGCAUGUUUCUCCUGGCCCGGGUCUACUUAUCGCAGCUGGAUGAUAAGCUGACCGUCAAGGCCGUCAGGACUGCGCUGGGCUACUUUGAGGAGCAGGGCAAAAAGAGCGGAGUCAGUGAAGCCGCGAAACUGGAAAUAUUGUCACAGGCAUAUGAUCAAACAAUGGAGAGGAUUCAACUGCAAAGGCCCGGAUUUCGGGUCCUUGCUGAAAAGGCGCUCUUGUGGAUCGUGUCUGCUCGACGGCCGCUCAAGGUCAUGGAGUUUCUACAUGCUCUUGGCAUUGAAGAGAACGAGCCGGAUUAUGACGAAGACAAUAUUCCGCAGCUCGAAGACGUGAUAUCGGUUUGCGCGGGUCUGGUCAUCGUGGACGAGAAGAGCAACGUCGUCCGCCUGGUCCACUACACAACACAGGAAUAUUUUGAACGGCGCCAGGACAAGUGGCUUCCUGAAGCUGAGUGGCGCAUUGCGAGAGCCUGCAUCAGAUAUUUAUUUACAUGGAGGAGUUGGAAGCCGCCAGCCUCCCGGCCAUACCUGUUCCUCUCGUCCGACGUGCCCGCCGAUAGGCUGCAUUCCUGGGGGGGCAGGCAUGCUCUGCACUUCGCGGCGCAUUUCGGUCUUGCGGAGACGGCCAAGGCGCUUCUCAAUCAGGAGAAGCGGCCGGACGCAGCAAACAUCGGGGACCGAGUGGACAGAACGCCGAUAUUCUACGCAGUCAGGUCAGGGAAGGAGGACAUCGUACAUGAGCUUGUUCGCCGCGGAGCUACAGUGCUGCGCAAUGCAUCGUCGGGGGAGUACGCAACGCCGCUGGCGGUGGCCGCCUAUUACGGGCACCACGGGCUCAUCGAGUUUCUGGUCAGUCAUGGCGCCAGAGUCAAUGAACCGUAUCCUGCGUGGCUCUUCCAGUACAGAUGCCAACAGACCACCGCCCUUUUAGCAGCGGCAGUGAAAGGGCACACCGCGACGGUCAAGGUGCUGCUGACGUGCGGCGCAGAUGUCGAGUUUGAGAACAAGGCCGGCCAGUCGGCGCUCUUCUGCGCCGCCGAAAGCGGCCACGCGGACGUUGUGCAGUGCUUAAUAGACGGCGGCGCGGACAUCGAGGCAAGAAAUAGGGAGCUGACGACGCCGCUCAUCACAGCCUGCGAGGGCGGCCACGUCGAGGUCGUCAGGCUGCUGCUCGCCCACGGGGCGGACGUCGAAGCCGCAGACAUGCGCGGGAAGACGGCCAUGCGCGUCGCCGCCGAAGUCGGCGUCGAGGCCGUCGUGCUCGCGCUCCUCGAAGCCGGCGCCGCCGCGGACGCCCGCGAGAUGUGGUUCGACACGCCGCUGCCGACGCCGCUCCUGCUCGCCUGCCAGGCCGGCCACGCGCACCUCGCGGGCCUUCUCCUGUCCCGCGGCGCGCACGUCGAGGCGCACCGCAAGUUCAUCCACCGCUACGCGCGCUAUCGCGACUCGCAUCACUCGGACCUCACGCCGCUGCUGACCGCCGCCACCAAGGGCCACGUGGCCGUCGCGGCCGUCCUCCUCCAGCACGGCGCGGACAGGGAGGCGACGGACGCGGAGUGGCACACGCCGCUGAUGCUGGCGGCGGCCGGGGGGCACCUCGACGUGGCGAAGCUACUGGUGGAGGCAGGCGCGGAGCUGCACGGCGUGGACCGGCACGGGGAAAACGCGGCCACGGCGAUCUGGAACGCAUACAGUGUCAACAAGGCGGGGCCGGGCUGGGGGAGGCGGGAGAGGGACCCGGCGGGCAGGGCGGAGGUGCUGGCGAAGCAGCGCGAGUUGCUGCGCGUCUUCAUGGCGGCAGGCGCCACGCUGGUGACGUAUGACUGGGAAGACGUGGGCAGCGAGGAUUGGGAGGAGUGGGAGGAGUGGAAUGAGUGGGGGGAGCCUGUUGAUCCGACCGGGGACAACAUAGGCCGGGUCAAGGAGAUCCUGGCGGAGCAGGGCCUCCCGGUGGACGAGUUCCACGUGUGGGAGUCCCUCCUCCAGUGCCACAAGAGCGCCAACGGCACCCUCCGGCUCGAGUACGUGAUGACCUGCAAGGAAUGGGGCGCUUGCAGUCGUAAUAAAAAGAUGGGUGCCUACUGCCCGCUCCCCCUCGGCGUGCCUAUCCCAACAUCACGUCCAAGAAUACCUCCGAAGUGA
Messenger RNA from Cordyceps fumosorosea ARSEF 2679, 3360 nucleotides. Its product is annotated as ankyrin repeat-containing domain protein. The coding region runs from base 1 to 3360 and encodes 1119 amino acids. The record is from RefSeq and is a predicted model, not a curated record. The transcript is spliced from 4 exons. Gene Ontology annotation, molecular function: protein binding. Lineage: Eukaryota; Fungi; Ascomycota; Sordariomycetes; Hypocreales; Cordycipitaceae.